AUUCGAAGCAGGUGCAUCUUAAAAGUAUAAGAGGUAAAUAAUCAGUUUUCGUCGAUCUGGCAGAUGUGAGUCUCAGAGUGCAGCUGUCAGCAGCAGACUUCAGUGAAACCGCAGGGAUGCCUGCAGCAGAGAGCAACCAUGCACUGCGUGUCCUGUCCUCCCUGAACCAGCAGAGGGCACUCGGGAGGUUUUGUGAUGCUGUGUUAAAUGUCGGAGGCGGGGUGGUCCACUUGGCCCAUCGCAACAUCCUCGCCUGUUUCAGUGAACUGUUCCAACAGUCCAACAUGCCCGCUGCAUCGUGCAUGGAGUUCUUGCUGCAGGAGUGUCCCAGCGACGGCCUGGAGCUGCUCCUCAACUUUGUCUACACCGGAGAGCUGAAGUUGGAACCCGACAACCUCGAGAAGGUGCAGCAUGCAGCGGCCAGCCUGUGUGUGCCAGAAGCACUCACCCUCUGUCAGCAGUUUAAGGAAACCUCUGUGGAUCCUGUGCCUUUCAAGCGCAAAAGAGGCAGACCUAGAAAGUGUCCAUCAGAUACGACCCCUUACUGUUCAGUCAAAGAAGAGAACUUGCUUACAAUCACAAAAGUUGAGUCCAGCUGUGAUACUGCCACAGCCAAUUGUAGCACUGCGACCACCACCACCACCACCACCACCACCCGCUCUGGUCGUGUAGUGAAGGGCCCCACGCGACUGGUGACUGUGCAGGGUCCCACCACAGAUGUUACAGCCCCUGAAAAAGUCAGCAAGAAGGCUCUGCUUAUUCCCAUGGAGACAGAAAGAGGUGAUGAUGUCGAGGGGAACAAAAACCCAGAUCAGUCAACUGGUAAAACUGAGAUUGACAUAAAUGACAACGGCGUUAGCCAGCGAUUGGAGGCAGAAGAAGAAGAAGAGGACGAUAUGGGGGAUUUUGAGGGGAUCGCUGAGGACACAGAUGAGGAGUAUGUUCCGGUUGAGAAGCCGAUUUCCUCAGCCCCGUCAACAUCAACGGCACGGAAGUGCAAAGUCCAGAGUAAAACGGACCAACACGAGAAUGGUGAGGCUGUGGAAGAAGACUCCAAGAAGGAUUCCGUGCAGUGUCCCGUCUGCGAAAAAUCCUUCAAGAGCAAAUACUAUCUUAAAGUCCACAACAGGUAUACAAACGUGGGUAUUUUCACUUCAAACAACUGUUGGAAGAAUAGCCACCAAUGUCUCUCCUUCCGCAGGCGGCACACAGGGGAGAGGCCCUUUGGGUGCCUCAAGUGUGGGAAGAGGUACUUCAGGAAGGAGAAUCUUCUGCUCCAUGAGAUCAGAGACUGUGCCAAGGUACAGACGUACACCUGCGUGACAUGCUCUUCAACAUUUAACGGAAAAGAAGAGCUACGUUUGCACGUCGUGUCCCACACAGGAGAUAUGCCCCACAAGUGUUCAACGUGUCCUGAACAAUUUAUGCACAAGAAAAACUUGUCAAUGCACAUGAUGAAGGUCCAUGGUCAUCCCAAACCACAUGCAUGUCCUCAGUGCCCCAAAACCUUCUUAACCCGGACAGAGCUGCGUGUGCACGAAUCAGCCAAACAUCGAGGCGAAAAGCCGUUCGUGUGCGAGGAAUGUGGCCAUCGAGCCUCGAGUCGGAAUGGCCUGCAGAUGCAUAUUAAAGCCAUUCACAGGAACGAGCGCCCCUUUGUCUGUAACGUAUGUGGCCAUGCAUUCUCACAGAAGAACAACCUGAACAUGCAUCUGCGUAUACACAGUGGUGAGAGGCCCUACCAAUGCCACCUGUGUGGCAAAACCUUCAGGACGCAAGCCAGUCUAGAUAAACACCACCGGACACACACUGGCGAGCGUCCUUUUAGCUGUGAUGUGUGUGAGCAACGCUUCACGGAGAAAGGCGCCCUCGUCCGCCACAAGGCCAGCAAACACGAGGAGGGCCGUCCCCACUGUUGCCAGAUAUGUGGCAAAACCUUCAAAGCGAGAGAGCAACUUCGUGUUCACCUGCGCCGCCAUAAGGGCAUGAGGAAGUUUGAGUGCAUCGACUGCGGCUACAAGUUUACCCGACAGGCACACCUGCGACGACACAUUCAAAUCCACAAACGCACUGAGAACUACAACCCCCGGCAGAGAAAACUGAGGAACGUCAUCGUGCAGGAAGUGGACGGCGAGAACGAAGCAACGAAGGAAGCGCAAGACGCGCUGAUCCUAGAGGAGACCGCCGACGGACAGGAAGUCACAAGCGUGGAGAACGACUCUGGGACGGGCCUCACGUCGAGUUGCAUAGUGAGUGUGAUGAUGGAGUCCAGCAGCGCGGUCACGGAGGAGGAGGCGGAGGGGGCGUCCGGCCAGAACCUGGGGCACGUCGAGGCGGUGGAGUGCUUCUCUGUGCCAGACGUCUUGCAGCAAACGCCGCUGGUCGCCGAGGCGUACGAGUCCACGAUGGAUAUGGUAGAAAUGGUCGAGAAGAUACCAGAGACGGAGACCUGAGGACUGCAAGACCAGAGACGGUGUGCAACCUGCUCAGAGUGGACGUUACUGUGGAGACCGCUUGAGAAGCAGCUCCUUGUGAUGGACGGACGUUUGGUCUGACGGUUCCAAAGAUGAUUGACAGUCGGCGACUGCCAUCUUUACAACCACGCAAGAGAAGAAGAGCGGCAAAUAAUGGUAGUCGACUGUAAAUGAGCUGCAUGCGGGUGAAGGAUGCAUGAAUGUGAAACGGUGUCUUUUUUUGAUUGAGCCCCCUUUUAUCAAUGAGCCCACUGCAGUCAGCCUCUGGAACAUCUGUAAUAAACUGUUAUUGUGGGAAAUAUACUGACUGCCUUAACGGUGAGAUCGCUGCCACUCACAUGUCUGUUCAUACAAAUGUUCAACAGUCGCGCCUUAAUUGGAAUGAAGACACUGAAAGUUAUUUUAUUUGUUCAAAUUAUGUAUAUAAAUAAAUAAUUGGAAUGAAAACACUGCACAAGUUAUAUAUAUAUUUUUGGUGUACACAUUAGCUUCCUCUUGCUAUUUAUAAAAAAUAUGUUCACACUCA
Molecule: messenger RNA, 3000 nt
Organism: Pseudoliparis swirei
Lineage: Eukaryota; Metazoa; Chordata; Actinopteri; Perciformes; Liparidae
Gene: zbtb48
Product: zinc finger and BTB domain containing 48
Exons: 10
Coding region: 117-2453 (778 amino acids)
Biological process (GO): regulation of transcription by RNA polymerase II
Cellular component (GO): nucleus
Molecular function (GO): protein binding; DNA-binding transcription activator activity, RNA polymerase II-specific; RNA polymerase II cis-regulatory region sequence-specific DNA binding
Source: RefSeq, a predicted model, not a curated record